This is a messenger RNA of Haemonchus placei, 1401 nucleotides long. NCBI's taxonomy places the organism in Eukaryota, Metazoa, Nematoda, Chromadorea, Rhabditida, Trichostrongylidae. The record is from the annotation of a GenBank genome assembly.
GGUGUGAGAGAAGUGUGGGCAGGAGAUCAUGAACGUCGAUUAUAUGCGAAGUUAGCCGAUGGUUACAAUAAACUAGCUCGUCCGGUGAAAAACGAUAGUGAGCCAGUGCUCGUACUACUUGGUCUCGACUUUCAACAAAUACUCGAUGUGGAUGAAAAGCACCAAAUCAUGCACUCAAAUGUGUGGCUACGUAUGAGUUGGGUUGACCACUAUCUUACGUGGGAUCCCUCGGAGUAUGGUAAUAUCAAAGAAGUUCGUCUACCGAUAUCGAACAUUUGGAAGCCGGAUGUGUUACUGUACAACAGUGUCGACCAACAGUUUGACACAAUAAUACAUAUAGUUACCUAUUUUAGUUCUGGCAACGUUACAUGGAUUCCACCAGCAGUGAUUCGUUCGAGUUGCAGUAUCGACAUUGCCUAUUUCCCGUUUGACUCCCAACAUUGCUCGAUGAAAUUCGGCUCAUGGACAUAUUCGGGUUUCUUCACAGAUUUGCGCAACGCCUCCGUUUCCGUUGGCACCUAUCAGCCCAAUGGUGAAUGGGAAAUGCUAGAUCUCACAUCGAAAAGGUCAAUUUUCUACUACGAGUGUUGCCCUGAACCCUACUACGACAUAACCUUCACUAUUUCAAUAAGGAGAAGAACACUUUAUUAUGGGUUCAACCUGGUUCUGCCGAGUAUGCUGAUCUCGGCUCUGGCCCUGCUUGGCUUUACAUUACCGGCUGAUUCUGGUGAAAAGCUCAAUCUGUGUGUGACGAUUUUCAUGUCACUUUGCGUAUUCAUGCUAAUGGUAGCCGAAGCGAUGCCACAAACUAGCGACGCCCUACCAUUGAUAGAAGUAUACUUCUCCUGCAUCAUGUUCGAAGUUGGUGCCUCCGUGGUGUGUACUGUGUUCGCACUGAACUUCCACCAUCGCACACCAGAGAGCUAUCACCCCAUGACGCCUUUCACAAGGAAGAUUCUCCUCGAAUGGCUACCGAUGUUGCUUUUUAUGGACCGUCCGCCACCAUUUCGAAUGGAGCAAAUUAGCGAGUGUAAUGGUCACGUUAUAGGCGAAAAACAUAAGGAUAAGAGGUAUACGAUUUACGCCCUCCCACAAAAAUUUUCAUGGCAUACCUGUAACAAAAAUUUAAUUUUUCAGAAUCCUCCAGACCCCAUUGAUCGAAAGUCACCCUUACCAGUCACCACACGUAAUCUUAUGGAUGAACGUCAGUAUGCGGGGAUAAUGGAGGAGUUGAAAGUGAUCUCAAACAGAAUUAAAAAAGAGGAAAUAAUGCACUCGGAACGAGCCGACUGGAUGUUUGCAGCGAUGGUGAUCGACCGUGUAUGCUUCGUGACGUUUUCAUUCUUUCUGAUACUCUGUACACUUGUUCUCUCCUAUAGAGCACCGCAUAUCUUUGCCUGA